This is a messenger RNA of Histoplasma mississippiense, 4155 nucleotides long. RefSeq lists its product as hypothetical. NCBI's taxonomy places the organism in Eukaryota, Fungi, Ascomycota, Eurotiomycetes, Onygenales, Ajellomycetaceae. Gene Ontology annotation, biological process: RNA processing. The transcript is spliced from 4 exons. The record is from RefSeq and is a predicted model, not a curated record. Bases 1 to 4155 code for a protein of 1384 amino acids. Gene Ontology annotation, molecular function: RNA binding; protein binding. Gene Ontology annotation, cellular component: ribonucleoprotein complex.
AUGGAUAUUAUUUCACUCUUAUCGCCGCAGGACUCCCCUUCGGGCAAGUCGACUCCCGCUGCUGCUUCUACUCGUGCCGCUGCCACCGCUUCCUCUGGCUCAGCCCCCACAUUCGCCCCGACGCCUUCUCCUGUCUCCGCCGCUUCCGCCUCCGCUUCCCCUCACCACAAUCACCACAAAUCACGCCAGAAUUCUGGCAGGGCUGGCAUGACCUCGUCGCCGCUUGUUCAUCAAAUCCUCAACCACACACAACUUCGCGAUCCGUCUCCCCAGGAUCUCACCCAAGGCAACGGUACACGCACCCCUCCAUCCAGCGAGCUGCAGCCCGCCAGAAAAUCCUCUACUCCGGGAAUAGACGCCUUGGCAGAUCUCGCCUCCAUGCAACGUCCCCAGCCUCACCGCGCAAAUCCCCCGAUCAGGAGGAAUGCCAGCACUGAAAUACACGAGAGUCAGAUGUCCCCGUCCACCCUCAACCCUACCGUCAACCCCAUUCCGCGAAACCACUCCACCCCUCGACCCCAUUUCGAUGUAUCUGAGGGUCUGAAGGAGGCCAACAGACGGGACUUUUCAAACUCCUCGUUGACUCCCAACAUGCAACAGAUGGCCUCAGAGCUAUAUGCCCAUAUCCAGCAGAACCGCCAUGCCUACGAGUCGCGCGUUAAAUUCAUUCGUCUGCUCCACCAAGGGUUUGUCGAACAUGUCUAUCCGCCUUCGUCACCAGAUUCCCGCGGGGACCCUCACACAUACGAUGUUUUGCCGGAGCUGCGUGCUGCGCGAGAGGAACUCGACCAUCUUUUCGCUAUCGGGGAAGAUCUGUGGGCUGAGUGGAUACAGGACGAAAGUGUGCUGGCGCGUUCGGUUGAUGAACAAGUAGGUGUGAUGGAACUGUGUCGCCGAUCAGUUGAUGAAGAGUAUGGCAGCACGAAGCUAUGGAUCAUAUACGGCGAGUGGAUGCUAUAUCUCUACAACUCCGCUUCUCAGCCUGGGGACACCCCGGUAUCUCGCCAGUGGUCUGAAGAGGAUAGAAUCGUGGCCCAGAAGACCUUUACGUGGCAGUCAGUCGUAGAUGUUUGGAUGAAUGCGGCGGAAGCUACAAACUGGAGAAUAAAUGAUAGCCAUCUCGUCUGGGAUCGCUAUUUGGAAAUUGUGGUACAGGAUGUGGGCAAGCAACCGUCCCCCGACAAACUUGCCCAUGCAAGGGACUUGUUUGUCAACAGACUUCAGGUACCCCAUAUGACCUGGGACCAGACCUUCCAAUUAUUCUCUAACUUUGUCUCUACUUAUUAUAACAACCAUUACGAAGAGACCAUGGUCGACAUGACGAAUAGGGCAGCGCACGCCAAAGCCUUGUGGAAUGCUCGGGAGGUACGAGAAGUGGAGCUUCGGCGAUCUGCUGAGGCUGGAGAUAGCGGUACGGAGUGGAGCUUGUUCGUUGCAUAUAUCGAGUGGGAACUGAACCAGAACCGGCGAAAAAACCAAUAUAGCUUUGACCUAAUAUGCGCGCUCUAUCAGCGUGUCGUCCUGCGCUUCCCCACAGACGUUGGGUUUUGGGAAGAUUAUAUCAUGUUCAUUGUAGAGGCGUCCAUGAACGGAGGUCCACAUAGCCACUACAUUCCUGCCCUUCCUUCCCUGGAGCGCGCCACUCGACAUUGUCCAUGGUCCGGAACUCUCUGGUCACAGCGUAUCCUCAGCGCCGAACGCGCGGGGCUCUCGUUUACUCAGAUCGCUGACAUCAAGCACAAAGCGACGCGGACUGGCCUGUUGGACACUGGAGGUAUUAACGAGGUGAUCAAGGUCCACACCACAUGGUGCAGCUACUUGCGUCGACGAGCCUUCCAACCCGACUCGACAGACGAAGAUCUAGAUGUUGCCGAAGUAGGAAUCCGCUCUGCGAUAGAAAGCAUCCAGGAACUAGGCGAGAAGGACAACAAAGCGGUCCCCAACGACCCACUCUUCCGUCUCGAGCGAAUUUACAUCCGGUACCUAAGCGAAAGCGGAAGCUGGGACAGCGCCCGUGAAACCUUCAAGGGGCUAGUUGCAAGGCACGGGCACAGCUACGAGUUCUGGAUGAUGUACUACACAUGGGAACUUCUCUGCUGGAGCAAAUUCACGCAGUCGGAUGAUAGCGCCAGCGCAUCGCGGAGAACACCGAAUCCCAGCCUCGCUACCGCAGUGCUGAAACAAGCUCUCCAACGAACGGAUCUGGACUGGCCUGAAAAGAUCAUGUCGACGUACAUUGAUCACUGCGAGCAUUACGAAGAUGCAGACGAGCUCCAGAUAGCUGUUGUUGGGUUUAGGAAGGCAAUGAAAGCAUUGACGAAAAGGCGAGAGGAGGAGGCGCUGCAGGCUGCGGCUCAUCAAUCAGCGGCAGCAGCAGCAAUAACAAGCACUGGCCCUUCAGCUGAUGUGCCAGCAAUGUCAGCGAUGGGGACCGGACUCGAAGUCGAGAAUGAGACGACACCACAGGGAAGUAAACGGAAGCGUAGAGUCGAGGAAGUGGAUGUGAAUGGGUCAGCGAGCAAAAAGGCUAAAGCGGAUGAUGACGGCACUCCUCCCAAAAGAGAUCGGGAGAAUGCCACUGUUAUUGUGGAGAAUUUACCGUCGGGAGUUACAGAGACCAGAGUCAGGCAGUUCUUUAGAGAUUGCGGAAAAAUAAAUUCUUUGAAACUACUUUCGCGAAACGGCAAUCAGCCUAGGGCGAUUGUCGAGUUCGACACACGAGAGGAUGCCCUGGCCGCUCAGACGCGAGAUCAACGGACAUUCGAAGACCAAACGAUCUCCGUCCAUGUCGGAACAAAUACCACGCUGUUCGUCACCAAUUUCGCGCCUACAGCUGAUGAAGCGUAUGUUCGCGAUCUUUUCAGUCCGUACGGCGAAGUCGUCGAUAUCCGAUUCCCAUCCCUUAAAUACAACACGCACAGACGCUUUUGCUACGUCCAAUUCCAAACGGCCAUUGCUGCUCAUGCAGCGACAGAGUUAAACGGAACCCAACAAGAAGUCGUUGGGGAUUUAGCAGGCUCAGCGGGCUCCAUGAAACUUCCUCUCGUCGUCAAGAUAUCGGACCCUACGAAGCGGCAGGAGAGGACGGGGCCGACGGAAGAGGGUCGCGAAAUCCACGUUUCGAAUCUGGACUGGAAAGCGACGGAGGAUGACUUGGUGGAAUUAUUCGCGGCAUAUGGACAGGUUGAAGCGGCGCGGAUUCCGAGGAAGGCUAAUGGGGCGAGUAAGGGUUUUGGGUUUGUUGUUUUUCAGGCGAAGGAAUCCGCUGAAGCCUCCCUCGCUAUGAAUGAGCAACUGUUCCGCUCCCGCCCACUGCACGUCCACAUUUCCACCCCUACUGCCGCCAAACGCCAAGCAGCUACAAUACUAUCCCGUGUCGGCGCCGGAGGCCGCUCCAAGUCUCCCUCUAUGGAACCCAACGGCGCAUCGCCUUCCUCCUCAGCACCGCAUGCAUCCGAUCAACCUGACAGUAAUCCCAGCGACAAACACCUCCGUACCCUCGCCCUGAUGAAUAUCCCAGAUACUGUCAAUGACACGCGCAUCAGCGCCAUCGUCUCCCCGUACGGCGCGCUUGUGAAACUAAUCCUCCGCCCAGACCACCAAGGCGCUAUUGUGGAGUUUCUUGACGUGAACGACGCAGGCCGCGCAUCACUAGGCUUGGACGGGUAUGAAAUCGCUCCCGGCCGACGUAUACGCGUAGGGAGCGUGGGAGAGAUGUUGAGGAUGCCGGCGGAGAGGAGGGUAGAUAGGAUUCUUGUGGGCAAAGAGCGGGAGCAGGAGAAGAGAAUGAAGGAAAUGGAAAUGGAAAGUGACGCUCUUUCUGUUUCUGCUCCUGGGGCAGCGGGGAAGAGCAAGAUGGUUAUGAUGAAGCAGUCUGCUGCUCCUAUUCGACGACCUGCGCAGCCUGGAGGUGGAGUGCGGUCGGGUCGGAGAGGUGGGUUGGGUGUGAAGAGGGGUGGCGCUUCUGCUGCAACUGGUGUUGGUUCAGGCCAACAGCAUGCGCCCGCACAAGCAUCGCCAUUGACAGCAGAAAUUGCGCCGGCGAAGAAAAGCAAUGAUGAUUUUCGGGCCAUGUUGGAGUCGUCCAAGUCGCGGAGCCAGGGACAGGAGGGAGGGCAGGCGCAAGGGCAAGAUGGACGGGAACCACAACAAUAA